Molecule: messenger RNA, 1209 nt
Organism: Spodoptera exigua (beet armyworm)
Lineage: Eukaryota; Metazoa; Arthropoda; Insecta; Lepidoptera; Noctuidae
Source: the annotation of a GenBank genome assembly
GUGAAUACAUCUUUAGUUACGAAUCUCAACUUUAAGCGUGAAUUUUUCAGUUUCAAGUGUUGUGAAUAUUUAAACUUUAAAAAUGAUGAAGAUGGUAUCCUUAGUGUUGUUUGUUUUGGGAGGUCUCCUCGCAGCAACAGAAGGCUGUGGUCCUGGAAAGCAAUUGCUACGAUCUGGAGGAUUGACGGCGUACGAGAAGCAAGCUAUAGUCGACGCGCACAAUCGUCUCAGGCAAUCCGUUGCCCUGGGACAGGUCUCCAGCCAACCACCAGCAGCUAACAUGAUGGAAAUGGUAUGGGAUGACGAGCUGGCCGCGGGCGCUCAGCGCUGGUCUGAUCAGUGCAUCACUGCUCACGACCGUGCCGCCCAGCGGUACGAUGGCCGCUUUCCAGUGGGUCAAAACCUUGCAGCCACUUGGACAACUCGCCCACCCACCCAGAGCUCUGACUCCGAACCUGACUUCAACAAGCAAAUCAACGCCUGGUUCGACGAAGUACAUGUCUACUACUUCAAACCCAUCACCGGAGGACAUGGCACUGGACAUUACUCACAGUUGGUUUGGGGCGAGACAUCUCAUGUAGGCUGUGGUUUCACAUUCUACUACGACCCCGUUCGAGGCUACACCAAGCUCUACGUGUGCAACUACGGUCCCGGCGGUAACGUCAUCGGAUCCAAGCCAUACGAAAAGGGCUAUCCAUCAUGCACCAACUACGGCCUCACAGAAUCCAUCAAAUACUCCGGCCUUUGCGCCGCUAGCUACACAGCUUCCUCGUCUUACCAGACGGUGGAUAACAGCAACAGCUACAUCUCGAACGCCAUCCCCGACAGCUCCGCGGGCACUCAAGGCUUCAACUAUCACUUCAGCAACCAGUUCUACAACCAGUACAACAAUCAAUACCAGUACAGAUACCAGCAGCCGAGCACUUACUACCGCCAAGAAACCUCGACCUUCAGGCCUAUCAUCAGUAUCAUCAACACCGCCUCCAAGCUUUUCAAGACAAAGCCCCAAGUGAGAAUUGGCACCGUCUACCUAUAGGCAUUUCCUUGAGGGUGCAGUCAUAGCAGUAUUGUUUGUAAAUUAUAGUGACAGUUGUGUUACUCGACUGAUAUUCGAAACUGCACUGAGCAGACUUUCGGAACCAAGUAUGAUAUUGUUAUUCCUUGGUUUUACAAGGAACUUAAGUAGGUUUUCGCUUCUUUGAAUGUAUU